This is a messenger RNA of Rotaria sp. Silwood1, 1977 nucleotides long. NCBI's taxonomy places the organism in Eukaryota, Metazoa, Rotifera, Eurotatoria, Philodinida, Philodinidae. The record is from the annotation of a GenBank genome assembly.
AUGUCUCCAAUAUCAAUUCGUCAACCUGGUGAUGUUGUCAAUGAAGUUUAUUCACAUAAUAUUAAAUCUAUUAUUGAAAUGUGCCUUGAUGCUGGUGAUGAUCCAAGUUUACUUAUUGACGAAGUGAAACGUGAACUUCAAAAAAUGGUUGCUGAAAUGAUGGCUGAAGAUGAUGCAUUAUUGGAACGUAAACGUGCUGAACUUGUACCAAUUCGUACUCAUUAUGAAUCACUUUAUCAUGAGUUAUAUCCAGAUAAAACUUGUCCACAAUAUGGUAAUACUUUACCUGUUCUUCUAGCAUUACGUACAUAUGUUGAUGAAUAUAAAAAAUUAAAAAAUGAACAUGAAAAAUUACUUGAACGUGAAAUAGAUAUUCGACGUGAAGAAAAACAAUUAUGUAAUGAAUUAAAUGAACAUUCAUUACAAAUUGAUAAUCAAAAUUUUAAUUCAAAACAAUUAAGUACACAAAUGAGUCUUUUAUCAGAACAUAUUAUUGAAUUACGUGAAGAAAAAGCAAAACGUAUUGCUCAUUUAACAGAAAUAAUGCGAACAUUACAUGAAUUUGAAGAAGUUUAUGGAUGGAAACGACCAAUAAUUGAAACAAUGAUUAAUCGAUUACUAACACUUGGACCAACUAAAAUUGAUCAAUAUACUCUAACAAAAGAAGUUUUAGAACUUGUCGAUAAAGAAUUUACUCAAAUCACUGAACAAGUACAAAAAGCAGAAGCUUGUUUUGAACAAUCACAUAAACAAUUAACAACACUUAUACGAAAACAUCAAUCAUUAAUUCCAAAUGAAAAAGUUUUAACAGUAACUAAAACUAAACAAUGUCGAUUAUCAAAAUUACCUGAUCUAAUUGCAGAAGUUGAUCGUUAUACAGAAUAUGCCGUUGAAAAAUUAACAAAUGAUAUAUUUAAAGCACGUGAACGUAUUCAUAUUAUACUCAAUAAACUUUCAUUUAAUGAUGUUACUAAUGAUUCAAAAUAUGCUAUUUUAUAUACUAAUGAUUUUACCGAAGAUAUCUAUUUUAUGCAUGAAGAACUUUUACAAGAACUUGAAGCUCAAUAUGAAGUUAAUAAAUCCAUGUAUGAACAAAUCGAAAUAUGGAAUGAACUUUUUCUUGAAUUUCAAGAAUUUGAAAAAAAUGCUAGUGAUCCACAACGUUUUCAUCGUCGUGGUUAUAGUGCAUUAGCAGAAGAAAAAAAUCGUAAAAAAUUAGAAGCAAAUUUACGUGAAUGUGAAUUACGUCUUCAAAAUCUUGCCAAUGAUUUUAUGAAGAAAAAUAAUGGACAAUCAUUUAUAAUGAGUGCAAAUGGAAAAGAAAUACAUGAUUAUAUUCAACAACGAAAAGAUGAUUAUAUUAAAGCUAAAGAACGUGAACGAGAAGCAGCUAAGACUCCAUCUUCAAAGAAAAAGGCUCGUACAGACACAAUCAUACGUGUUCGUCCAGCUCCUUUACAGUCAGUACCUGGUUCCGAUGAAAACAAUAACAACAGCGAAGAUAAUCAAUGUGCUACUACAGCAGCAGCACAUAAAACAUCAACAAGUUCAAUUGUUGGACGAACACCCUUAAAAACAAAACAACUACCUGAUAAUAUAUCGAGUGCUACAUCAAAACGCUCGAAUUCAAAUUCAACAGCAUAUACACCUUUAAAAACUGUUCGUCGUGUUGCUAUUCCAAAAUUACCAACUGGUAAAACAACUCCAUUACAUAAUUCAACAAUGAAAUUACGAACACAAAAAUUUUUACAAACAACUAAACGUACAAAUAUAGAUCAAACAUCAUCAACAAUUGUAACACCAGUUAAACAACGUUGUCUUAUUAAUCAAAUUAUUGAUACAACUCAAAAUAUUUCAUCAAAUAAUUUAAUCACAGGAAAUACAUCUACAGGUUUUAAAACUUCAACCAUGACAACAUCAGGAAAACGUCCCAUAAUGAAACGAGGUAUUCCGACUCCUAUCCAUACUCAUAAAUGA